Messenger RNA from Haemonchus placei, 408 nucleotides. The record is from the annotation of a GenBank genome assembly. Lineage: Eukaryota; Metazoa; Nematoda; Chromadorea; Rhabditida; Trichostrongylidae.
AUGCGAUUAGACUUCACAAUUCAGGGUGAGAGAGACGCUUUUGACACGUUGUUUGACUACGGACCAGACAAACUGGCUCAUGUGAAAACGUCGCUGUUGGCGUUCUGCAAUAAACAUCUCAACAAGAUCAAUCUCGAGGUAACUGAUUUAGAAACACAGUUUCAAGACGGUGUGUUUCUUGUACUGCUAAUGGGUCUACUGGAAGGAUAUUUCGUACCACUCCAUGCCUUCCACUUACAGGUGACUUCGCAUGAAGAAAAGGUGAAAAAUGUCGCGUUUGCCUUCAAACUGAUGCAUGACGCUGGCCUCCCGAAACCACGCAGUCGUGUUCAGGAUAUCGCCAACGGUGAUCUCAAGAGCACACUACGCCUGCUCCACCUUCUUUUCACCAAGUACAAACACAUUUGA